UGCGCAAUACGUAAAGGGCCCCACACACCUCGUUCUUUCUCGACGUUUUUACCCGACGGGUAAAACUGUUGGAACGAUGGAACGAGAACUGUUGAGCCUACACACCUCGGGUAAAAUUGUGCCAGUUUUCAAAGAUGAACCGUAUACAGUUGUUGGCAGUGGCAGCGGAUGUAGUUGUUAAAAAAAAGGAAGCCACGAAGAAAAGAUCACGGUCCAAAUGGACCAAGGAAUGGCUACUCAAGCGAGGUAUGUUGUCCCAUAUAAAUUUAUUGGAGGAACUAAGAUUGGAGCCAGGAGAUUGGCAUAAUUAUCUUCGUAUGGAUGAGGAAACCUAUCUAAAACUUUUAAGAUUGGUAACACCGUUAAUUAAAAAAAGUGACACUCAUUUACGGCCGUCCAUUAGCCCUCACGAGCGCCUAACAUCAACAUUACGAUUUUUGGCCACUGGCCGAAGUUAUGAAGAUCUCAAAUUUUCUGCAGUUAUUUCGCCUCAAGCACUAGGCCAAAUUAUACCAGAAACUUGUGAUGCUAUUUAUAGUGUACUGAAAAAUGAGUACUUAAAGUUUCCAAAAACGGAAAAUGAUUGGAAAGCUAUAGCGAGAGAGUUCGAAGACAAAUGGAAUUUUCCUAACUGUCUCGGAGCCGUGGACGGGAAGCAUGUCCAGAUCGUACCACCUCAUAAUAGUGGUUCCUAUUUCUACAACUAUAAAUGCAGUCAUAGUCUCGUGCUAUUAGCUGUUGUUAAUGCAAAUUAUAAAUUCAUUUAUUGUCAUUUUGGAACAAAUGGCAGAGUAUCUGACGGUGGCGUUAUAGAGUACACAACUUUUUAUGACAAGUUGAAAGACGGAACAUUAAGGAUACCACUAGCAAGUGAACCAAAAAACAGUGGGCGUCUCCUUCUAUAUGUAUUUAUUGGGGAUGAAGCCUUUGCUCUUCGCGAGGAUUUUCUGAAGCCAUUUAGCCAAAAACAACUUAAUAGUGAAAAAAGAAUAUUUAACUACCGGUUAUCCAGAUGUCGACGAAUUGUCGAAAAUGCUUUUGGAAUUUUGGCCGCCAGGUUUAGACUAUUUCAUACCGCCAUUAAUAUGAAAUUAGAAAAUAUCGACAAAGUGUUGGCUUGUUGUGCGCUGCACAAUUUUUUACGAGAAAGCAGCAGUGAUUAUUACAGCCCACCAACUUCUUUUGACAGUGAAGAUAUAGAAAGGGGUGAAAUCCAACUGGGCUUACGGCCUGAACCAAACAUUUUGGUGAAUUUGCAAAGCAGCCACAACAGAAAUGCUACAGACAAUGCCAAACACGUUCGCGAACAAUAUAUGCAGUAUUUCUGUAAUGAGGGAAGUGUCCCUUGGCAAGAAGCCUUUAUUUAA
Molecule: messenger RNA, 1367 nt
Organism: Photinus pyralis (common eastern firefly)
Lineage: Eukaryota; Metazoa; Arthropoda; Insecta; Coleoptera; Lampyridae
Product: protein ANTAGONIST OF LIKE HETEROCHROMATIN PROTEIN 1-like
Exons: 2
Coding region: 135-1367 (410 amino acids)
Source: RefSeq, a predicted model, not a curated record